Molecule: messenger RNA, 2658 nt
Organism: Auanema sp. JU1783
Lineage: Eukaryota; Metazoa; Nematoda; Chromadorea; Rhabditida; Rhabditidae
Source: the annotation of a GenBank genome assembly
UUGAAUCUUAAGAAAGAGUCUGGGAUGAAAGAUUUAACUACUAACGACUUAGACUUAGUCUUCGAUAAGCAAAAUUUGGAAUGUCCAGCAGUCGUACGAGAACGACUGUUUCAAGGAAGAAAUGAUAUAUCUACGGAUGUUUGGUCAGCUCAAAAUGGGUACAGUUGGUUUGUAAAUCGCCACGAUCUCUAUGUUUGGAAUCAGGUGUCCAAACUAAAAAUCCUUCAGUUCUCGUUACCUACCACAGGAUUACCAUAUUCAGCUAAUUCUAUAGCAGUAUUCAAGAAAGACAGAAAAGCUGGAGUGCUAGCCGUCUCUGGAGAAGGAUGUGUUCGGUAUUGGGCAUCUCUCAGUUCAAAUCAGUUCUUUGAAACAACAUUAGACUUAUCCAAAGAAGUAGUUCUUUCCGUCCAAGUUCUGGAUCAUGAGUCUUCAGCUUCACCUAAUAGCUUACUUUUCUUGCUCUCAACUACUUCGGGAUCAGUUUGGAUAUUACGGGCUGAUUUCCAAGAUGGAUCACUUAGCUCACUUAAGGUUGGAGGACGCGACGAGAAGGGAAUAACCCGAAGAUUAUCGUCCAUUCUCUUCGGAUCUUCUAAAGCGUCUAUGGAAGCUUCAAGGGUGAUAAGAAGUUUGGUCUAUUGGAGAGAAAGUGAGGAAGUCGAUCAGCAUAAUGACUCCGUGUACGAUCCCGUUGCUUUGACUUUAUCAUCGAAUACCCUACAAGCUUUCGACAUAAGAGGAAGAGCUCUUCUUUGGAGUUACUCUAAUGUUACUCUCAUGGACCGAAUAGAAUCUACGCUCAAACGCAUAUCAAUGACUGAAAUUCUUGAUGUUCGGGUAUAUUUUCUGGACAUAGCUUGCUUCCGUGAGGGAUUCUUGGUUCUCUUAGGAGCAACACAUGAAUCAGCCAAUAAUAUCACGUUUUUCUUAGCUCAUCUGGAGGGUGGUGAUUACACAGCUCCUCAACUUGGUUGGUCUUCUCACAUUCCAAUCAGCUCUUCUUGUUCCCAUCACUUUGAUGUUAUGGACGAGUCAUCCUUUGUGGGAAGGGUUAAAUUGUUUGUUCCUCAAGAAACAGGACAAUCUUCAACUUGUGAAAGAACUGAUGGUGUACUGAUAAUAUAUGCUGGAUAUGUACAAUCUGUAUAUGUCCCCAAUGAUCUCGGACGAAUAAACGAGCUACCUCUCAACAAAAUGCUUCUAUCAAGCGAGAAAAUAAUUGGAGAAUCUGUAGAUGAAAGAUAUUGCUAUAUUAUGACAAACAAUGGUGUUGUCUCAGCCCUGAGACUUCUUCCGAAAGGGUUUGAGGAAACAGGUCUCCAUGAGGUUUCGUUCAGUGAUGUUAUCCCUGAUAUAGUUCCUGAAAACUCAAAAGUGGACGCAUUCCAUAAAGCUUAUGCCCACUUCGCGAAAAAAGAUAUUGCAAAAGCUAGUGCUCUUAUGAAACCUCUUCUUUCACUCAAAAACAAUGAUCUUGCAAGUUUAGCUUGCAAAUAUCUAUUCAACUUAAUCGAUCAAACCGAUUCUGAUUGUCUCGUAGAGAAUGAGCUACGCAAGAAAAAAAGGCAAUGCCAAGGAGUUAUUUUAUUCUUAAAACAGAUGGACAUUUAUGAGAAGGUCAGAACAGGCAAAGUGAAUGUAAACGGUUCUCCUAAAUCCGGUGCUGCUUUCUUAGCACAGAUGUAUGAACAAGUUCACAUUGCUGUAGCCAUACGUGAAUGGCAGACAUUAACUGAAGAUAAUGAUUUUGCCCUCAACAUGAUCAGCGAUAUCGUCGGUAAGAUGUAUGGAGUUCAAGGCGAUGCAGAUAGUAUUAUUCUCGGCAAACUCUCAAAUUUGAGUGAUGUGCCAAGAGCAACUCUGAAAGCCAUGGAAGAGCUAUCGAAGAAAACCUGUGAUGAACGAUUUGUAGUCCUUCAAAUCGCAGCAGAUCUUUUCCUUGCAAUAGCCACCGCUAUAACAAACUGCAGAAGAUCUACUGCUAGUGUCACUCUAGUACCUGGCGAAGAGCUAUGGACAGGUGGAUCAUUCGCUGAUACAUUUGAUGCUCUUGCAAUAACACUACUCAAUGAGCUGAGAAGCGCAACUCUGGGUAGAACUGAAAGCGCUAGACUGAAAGAUUAUGCUGUUAGGUUGACAAUGUUUAAUCUUGGAGAACGUACAGGAAGAAUAGAAGGACAUCCAACUUUGGUUGCUCUAUAUACGUUGGGAGAGGAAAAAAUAGCUCUUGAUCUCGCUGAACGAUUUAAAGAUUUUAAACUUCUCUGCCGUAUUUGUUUGGAGUAUGAGAAGGGUCUCCGUGAUGAACGUUUAGAAACUUACAAAAAGAGAUUCGCUGACGACGACUUCGAUAUUUAUUUGUGCCAAUAUUUAAAGAAUAAAAAUUUAAAUGAAGAGCUUCUAGAGCAAAAAGGAGAACGCGUUGAUGGAUUUUUGUCUUCUCUCGAUACCAUGAGAUGGAGGAGAGAGUUACAAAACAAACAAUUUGAUAAGGCUGGUCGUUCUUUACUCAGCCUUGCUGAUCGUGAGGAAGACGACGCUUGGAAACAGAAGGCUUAUUAUUCACUUGCCAAACUAUCUGCUCUUUGCUCCGAAAACAGAGAUGAAGAAGUGAUCUCUAUGUGUAAUGAAAAGUUAUCUCAGCAGGCAUCAUGA